GCAUAAUGCCGUUUGGCAUAAUGCCGUUUGGCAUAAGGACGUUUGGCAUAAAGGACGUUUGGCAUAAAGGACGUUUGGCAUAAGGACGUUUGGCAUAAAGGACGUUUGGCAUAAAGGACGUUUGGCAUAAAAUAUUUUUGUUCAUUUUUUUUAUAUGACGCAUUUCCGGGAAUGCGGUUUCAGGUCAUUAGGGUGCUGGAUCAUUAAAACGAUUGACCUUAAUGCUAAACACGGACACUAGGCCGCCUAGUUGAAUGAUUUGAACAUGAUAUGUGCAUAUACAUCGAAAGAACUGCCUAUUUUCAAAAGAAGGAAAAAUCUCUGAUAGGAGAGUUAGUAGUGUGGCCGCCAAUAGUACAGUAUAGCAUCGUAAUUGAAGAGUUUGCUUAUAUAUAUGCAAUGCAUAUACCUCGGAAGAACUGCCUAUCUUUAAAAGAAGGAAAAAUCUCUGAUGGGAGAGUUCGCGGUGUUUGCAUAUAUUACUCAAACAAAUAAAAACAAAUAGUAUACUCCAGUUCAACUAGGCUGCUAUACUGUACUAUCUGCGGCCACACUAAUAAACUCUCCCAUCAGAGAUUUUUCCUUCUUUUGAAAAUAGGCUAUUCUUUCGAGAUUUAUGCAUAUCAUAAUUAAUCCAUUCAACUACGCUGCUCAUUGCCCGUCCUUAGCUGUGAAGUCAUUCGCCUAACGUGCUUCGGUCUAAUGAUCAGCACCAUUCUGGGAAAUGUUACAUUCCGGGAAAUGUGAUACCACCGUCUGAAAAUUUCCGGAUACAAAAUUCCCUGCAUGUAUAAAGAACAGCCUAUUCACGAAAGAAGGGAGAAUACUCUCUGAUAUAAAUGGCCAUAUGCAGAACAAAUUAUUUUGCCUAUAAGAAUUAAGAGAAAAAUUUUCUGAGAAAUUGCGUACAAUCUUGAAUAAACUAAAUUUGAAACGCAUUUAUAAACUAUAUUCACCUUCUUGGCGCUAUAUCUGAUUUUUUUCUGAUUGGUAUUUUUUUACGUAUACCUAAUACACGGCAUGCAAGCAAAUGAAGGACAAAUUCUUCAGAGAAACAGUCUGCUACACUGAUUGAAACUAGAAAGGAUGCAUUAUUAUUUAUUUAUUUUUAGAAAGAAUGCAUGUCAUAGAGUAUUCUCCUUCUUGGUUUCGCUAGCCGUUCUUUAUUGCUCAAAAUGAGUAGCAGAAACAGUUUAUUCUAAUCUGCAGUUAGGUUUGAACAUCUGUUUAUUUCUACUUGUGUUUAUGCGGUGCAUGCUUUUCUCUCCAACGCGAUUAGCCCUUUUAACGGAAAAUUCAAAUGAUAGCUGUAGUGCCAGAUCAAUAGUCAUAUUGUUGUCUAGAUAUGCGGGUAGGUGUCAUGAAAUGGAAUAAAGUGAUAAAUUAGUUGCAUUACAGUACUGUGAGUUAGCUGUUUACUUUAAAAAAUUCAAUAAUUUAAAAAUGCCUAGCAUCUUAGAGUUGAUGAGUCGAGUUUAUAGAUCCGAUAAUUAUUCGUUGGAUGAUAUCCUUUUUCGUGUGCAAGAUGUCAUAGGACCAGUGUACAUGUGGCCAGCCUAUAUAAAAAAAAUCCUGCUUUCGCAAUCAUUCAGGUACUCUGAAAGAUUGAAGCUGAUGGCAUUUCUCUACUGCAACGGGUUUCGUGACGAUAUUAGUUGCCUCACAUUUAUAAUUCGCAUAAAAGGUGUUGCUUUCCGACGAUAUCAUGCUCAAAUUAUUGAUUUAUUGAAUUUUUUCAAACAACCACAGAUAGAAAGCACAUAUUUUUCCUACUGUGUCUCACAUAAACAAUAUGAGUAUCUCAAUGGAACUAAGAGAAAUAUUAAUCGAAUGUAAUUAAUGAAAAACAGACCAAUAAACAUUGAAAGAAAUAAACGUUUUGUCAUUUACAUAAUAUUGUCGAAAAACAAAUAAUCAUAUUGAAAUAUUGUUAUUGCUUCCUUUUACUCCCAAGUCCCAACUAACUACUCAGCACAUGUUGCUUUUGAGGUUAUGAUAUGAAGCAAAAAAUACCUAGUGAUAGAGCAGCGUCCGUGAAUUAUGUCAUGUUUUUGAGGGGUACAUAAGGUAGAGUGAAUCGUGAAAAAUGAUAAAAGAUGUUGUUAUCUUCACUACGGGAAACGACAUUGCUCAUAUAUAUUACGUGACUUCAUUUAUGGACUUGUUCUAGCUUGUCUAGAUAAGCAACACUUCAAGCCAUAAAGAAAAUUUUUUCACCAUUGUUCGUACGACAUCAGCUCAGGCAAGACACGCUGCGAUUAUUAAAGUGCUUCUAAAAUUAAAUUCAAUGACGAACAUCAUGUCUUCUGACGAAGAGGACUUUGCUGGAUUUGACGAUGGAGCUUUGGAACAUCCAACCCCGGAAGUACUGAAAUCGUCAAAGGGGAACGACGUUUUGGUCUACAGUGGGUAUAUAUUUUACCAAAAUCGAAAACCGAUUGAUGGAAAGCACUAUUGGGAGUGCAAAGGACGUUCACAUGGCCCCAAUGAAUCGAAAUGUGCAGCCCGGCUGGUCACCGAGAAAACAUCAACUGGUCACAAAAUCUUAUCACAGACGGCUACGAAAAACCACAACCAUGAGUUCGAUCCCGGGCACGUCGUCCAGAUGAAAUAUCGUACACAACUGAAACGACGUGCAAUGGAGGACACGGCCGGGCCGGCAAAGGUCAUACGACAUGCAUCAUCACCAUAUCCAGAUUCCGUCCACGAGCAAUUCAACUCGGCGGCUCAACGGAAAGUCAUCCAACGCGCGCGGUCUACUAAUGUUCCGCAAGAAAAAGAGCCCGUAGACCUCCAUACGUUCGAGGUUCCAGAAAAAUUGCAAAAAAGCGUCAAUGGCGAUAAGUUUCUGCUUGCCGAUGUACGUGAUGGAUCUGAAAGGGCCCUUAUUUUCGGGACUACAGAUAGCCUAACACGAUUAGCCGGCGCCAAAUAUUGAGUGAUGGACGGUACAUUCGAUAGCGUACCAUGCUUAUUUAAGCAGCUGUUUACCAUCCACGGAUCGUGCGCCCCUACUCAUAACCACACUUUUCCAUUGAUUUAUGUUUUGAUGACCAACAAGAGUGAAGCGCUGUACCGAAUGGUUUUUUCUUCUGUAAUCGACACAGCGAAUGAUGCAGACAUCGACCUGAAUCCAACGACAAUACUAUCUGAUUUCGAAAAAGCAAUCAUUAAUGCCUGCCAAUCGGAAUUCCCGGAGGCAGCAGUCAAUGGUUGCUUUUUUCAUUUCAGCAUGAAUCUCUGGAAGCAUAUGCAAAGAAUCGGCCUCAGCAAAACUUUUUCAGAAAAUGAAAAAUAUUUUGAAUUUUACAAGAGAACUCAAGCUCUAGCGUUUUUGCCAAGUGCACAAAUUGCUCCAGCAUUUGAGAAACUAAAAAAAGCUGCCCCGGUCCAAAUGGCUGAAUUUUUUUCCUACGUCGAAGAAAUUUAUGUGUGUGGCAGAUCGAGGAAGGCAACCACAAAUGGCCGUGUGACUCGCGUAGCUCCGCUGUAUGCACCAGAUCUCUGGUCAAUUUAUGACAGCAUUCUCAAUCGUAUUCCGAAGACUACCAAUCAAAUUGAAGCGUGGCAUCGCCGUUGGAGCACUCUGGUUGAAAGACACGUGGGGCUAUUGAAGAUUAUUGAAGAAUUCCGGCUAGAAGAGAAGUAUACGCGAGGUCAGAUCAUGGCAUAUUUGGCGGCCACUUCAAGCAAGGAAAAGUCGAAGGCUAAUCAACAGACCGAAGAUAAGGUUUUAAAAAUCGUUGAGAACUUUCUGAACUACACAACAGAUGACUAUCUUCAAGCUGUUGUGGCGCAUAUAAAGACGAAAGGUAAAUAAGUAAGCGAAGAACGGAAAGAUAAAUGCCAUAUUUAUGUUUUUCAUAUAUAAUGUUAUAUCAACUGUUAAUAUGUUAACUAUUGUAAAAAGUACGGAUUUUUUUUUAUAUGGUGAUAUAUAAAAUGUAAAUAUAUUUAUUUUUGUUCAAGUUAAAUGUAUUGUAAUUUAUGAUUUCAGAAAUACAUAACAAAUUAAUGUUUGUAUGAGUUUAAAAACAGACUGACAUUCACUUUUGUGUUAUUCUAGCUCAUCGUUUAAAAAAAAAUAAAUUUGAGAUACACACUGUACUAAAAUCGUUUUUAUGCCAAACGUCCUUUAUGCCAAACGUCCUUUAUGCCAAACGUCCUUAUGCCAAAUGUCCUUUAUGCCAAACGUCCUUUAUGCCAAACGUCCUUAUGCCAAACGGCAUUAUGCCAAACGGCAUUAUGCCAAACGUACC
Molecule: messenger RNA, 4259 nt
Organism: Aedes albopictus (Asian tiger mosquito)
Lineage: Eukaryota; Metazoa; Arthropoda; Insecta; Diptera; Culicidae
Exons: 2
Coding region: 2288-2938 (216 amino acids)
Source: RefSeq, a predicted model, not a curated record